AAGGUUGGAAGGUCAACACAGUAUGUGUGCAUGUGUUGUUUGUUCGUACAGCUAAGAUGCCCCAUCUUUCGGCUCGUGUGCGCCAAGAUGCACCCAUCUUUUGGCAGAGUAUGUGUGCAUGUGUGUGUUUGUUCGUACAGCUAAGAUGUGCGCUGCCAAGAUGCACCCAUCUUUUGGCAGAGUAUGUGUGCAUGUGUUGUUUGUUCGUACAGCUAAGAUGGUCCCAUCUUUCGGCUCGUGCGCUGCCAAGAUGCACCCAUCUUUUGGCAGAGUAUGUAUGCAUGUGUUGUUUGUUCGUACAGCUAAGAUGGUCCCAUCUUUCGGCUCGUGCACUCAAGAGAGCAAAAAAGUUUUGUUUGACUGGAGAGUAAAUGAAUCUUCUUUCACCUUUGUACUCUAAAUCUAAAGAUAAGGAGAGUCCUGAAGAGCUGGAGUAGUGAACAAGUAUCUGCAAAAAUAGUUCUAUCAGCUAUAAUAUAUCAUUAUCAUAUUAAAUUCAUAACACAAUGCGCAAGCGCUUUGCUACGCCAUGUGAAUGGAGGAGUAAAGCCACUGCACACAGAGUAAAUAUUUCAAAUUCCACAGUAUGAGUUACAAGGAACCACUGCAACAGCCGAUGAAUCAUGCUUAAACACAGUAUAAGCACAGCGACAAAGUAUGGAUGACAAGAAAACAUAGAAAUAUCCAUGACUGCUACUGAGAAAGUGUGUGUAUCAGGCUUUUGAAAUAUCAAAACAGGUUUAGCGUAGAAGUCCUUUUGAGGAUGCUCUUGCAGUGGAACUACUUUAGCUAAAAUAAACUUUGAGACAGGCAUCGACCUAAAAACAACCGUACAUUCAACAAAACCAACAAUAAAGCAGGAACAUUCUUGUAUAACAUUGUUUUCAUCUUUAUAGCGAACGAUAACAAGAGAACUAUUUUGUUGUCUUGAAAAGAAAGUCCCAUACAGGUCCCCAUUAAAUACCAUACACUUCGAUUGCUUAUGAAGAAUCAACGUCUGGAUAAACUCAGGUCCAAUGUAUUUGUUAAAGUAUUCAUUAAUUAUGCUAAUAUCCAUAGCAAAAAAUCCCUUUUCCUUGAUUGGUGGUAACAGCUUUCCAUAGUUGUUCGCAUUGAAAAUUGUGGAUGGUUCAAAGGGUUUGACAAUGUGAUCAAACAAAGCCCCGAGAUAAGCAUUCUCCUUAGUUGCACGUAAUUCAUCUAUCACAGGUUUUAAAUCUUGUGUUACCUGUGUAUCGGGCCAUUCAAUGUGACCUACCUGUUGCUUACUAAUAAACUUGCGAAAAAGUUGCACCUCAACAGCUUUAUUAUUGGUAUGAAAGCUGCCCAAAACCCCCAUUCAUUCGUUCGAAAGCAAACAGCCAAAAUGAGGAAGCAGGACCAUAGUCAAGUAGACACUCUUUUAGGUGGCAAUGCAUAUGAAGGUUUGGAUAACAAUAUUCUUUUCCAAAUUCAGCCUCAAACAGGCAGCAGUAAUGAUGAAUUAGCAUGUCAGCACGGUUAAUUGCAUUUUUAGACAAUACACGAGAACAGAGUAAGGAACAGGCUUCCACAAAAACUAGCCACAUUAAAUACUGUGAUGAACUCAAAACAGGUUUAAAGCAGAUAAUUGAAAAGAGUAGGAUCCAAUUUUUCCAUUGCUCUGCUUUAAAAUUUGAAAAACCACUCUCUACUUUUCUAGGCAGCCUAUAUACCAAUGCCAGAAGGAGUAACAAAUGCAUCUACAGCCCUCUGGAUAGUAGCAAAAGCACAUGGCUGGCAUGAAUGUUGAAUCCAGAGUUUUGUAAAGGUUUUUGCACUUCCAAGUAAAAGAUUAUGCAUUGGAUCUAUCAUGCAAAAUGAUACAGCAUUGUAAUAGGGAAGCGUAAGUAACACCGUGUAACGCACCCCAUAUCUUUUCUCAAGGCCACUUCUUUUUUUGCUGUCUUUCCAUGCUUAUGCUGCAUGCCCACAUGAACACAGUCACCAUGCUCCCUAGCUAUCCAAUUUUCACGGUCAAACCCACUGUAGUCUGGUUUUUCACCAAAUGCUGAAGUUGGGAAAGAUUUCAUGCAUUUGAAACACCCUUUAGAAGCAUUGUGAGCAACAAAACCUGCAACUUUCCUCAUUGCAGGAGAGUCACAUGAAACACAUAGCAAUGCGGCACGUAUACGAAUACUACCUGUUUGUAAUUCAACUUCUUCUCCCCUCCAUAAAAGCAAAAGUUCCUCAACAAGGGGCUCAAGAAAGGAAUUAAUGCUUUGAGACGGUUCCUUCGGACCAGGAAUUAAUCCACAUACAAUGAUAUUCUCUUGGUGGUACCGAAUACUGCGGGGUAGGUUAAGUAAGGCCAUAAAAAUAACUCCAACAGCAUAUAUGCUAUGCUCGAAGGGUUCGAACCAAUCCACAUUCAAAAGUAAACCAUAUGAGUGUGGCUCAGAAAAAAAUCCGGAAUCUACAAAAUCCUGCCACACUCUUCCAUCGUAUAUAUCUCCGUAUACAUUCUGAAAAGCCUGCCUUUUUCGCCAAUGCUCACACGUUUCAGCCAUACCUGGGCGAGAAAUAAUUGCAGUAAUUGAAGAAAUGAUUGACUUGUAACAAUAGACUUUGAUUG
Geodia barretti is the source of this 2593-nucleotide messenger RNA. The record is from the annotation of a GenBank genome assembly. Lineage: Eukaryota; Metazoa; Porifera; Demospongiae; Tetractinellida; Geodiidae.